UAAUUCGAGUGACUAUAAAUGAAAUAAAUCAAUUCGGGUGGCAAACGUGAAAUUUUUAAGCAAUUCGAAUGACCAAACUUGCAAUUAAGCCAUUAAAAACGACUUGGUAUCUAGUUCUCUUUUUGUUACGUGUUACCCAAUUUACCGUUUCAUUAUUUUGUCGUUUGUGCCAACCGUUCUUCACCAACUCUUUCCCCACUUUCUCCUAUCGUCCUUUUGCUUAACUUUCUAAUCUUUUACUUUCCCGGGAACCCGCGAGUACAGCUGUUCCGAUUACCGCUUCCGAACAACCGCCGUUAUGAAAAACCAUGGCAGAGCAGAAGUCAUUAUCGAUUUGGGCUUCAUCUCCCCGACCGGCUCAGAAUCGAAAGCGCUAUCAGCGAAUAUUGUCUGCUACUGUUCGUGCUGGGGGAGAAAACAUGCAUCAGAAUGGGAGGAAGGUUUGCCGGCGAACGAAUUUUCUUGCCGGGAUUCUUCUGCUGGACCUGGGUUUUGGGGGUUCUUCCCUCCUUUUCCAUCUAUACUGCCCAUAGUUCCUUCCUUCCAGUGGCAUAACAACAAGGCAGAAUGAACGGAAGACCCCCACCCCCACCCCACCCAUUAAACAGAUAAACCCCACACCGCACAUCCAUUUCGCUUUCUUUUUUUGUGUGGGUUGGUUUGAUUGAUUUAUUUGCUUUUGUUUCCCAUUCAUUGUCUUUGUUUCUUCCUUUCCCCUCAACUCAACUCAGCUGAUAGCCUCUCUCCAGUCAAGUCUCUUCAGGCCUUUCUGAUUUGUAAACUGCAUUGCAUUUGGGAAAUGCGGCUGAAUUGAUUACUCAUUCUUCUGCUUCAGCUGUCGCCUUCCCAAGCUCUAAUUUACUUUCUCAUUGAAGAUCGAUCGAACCAUCGGUCACCCCAUCAUUUGCUCUGCUUGCUUACUUCCCUAUUCAGCUUCAAUCAAUGUUCGUUGCUGGUUAGUGGUUAAUUGAUUUGUCUUCAGAAGUGGGAAACUGGGUUCCCGUACCAUAUGUCAAAGACUCUUGCAAUCACCGUAGGUGGUGUUGCAGGAGCCGUGGCAUUGGUUGGGGUAAUAACCUUUUGCAUAUGGUGCUACUGCCGCAAAAACAAGAGGGUUUCCAGAACCUCGGAGACUGGAUCUUCUGACCCAUCUGUUCAAGCGGGAAGACAUGUUGGGGUUGAGCUGUCUGUACCAGAGGCAAAGAGGUUUGACAUGGAAGAUUUGUCUCUGGCCACCAAGAAUUUCAGCCACCAGAACUUGAUUGGUGUUGGCAAAUUUGGUGAGGUGUACAAGGGUCUGCUCAACAAUGGGAUGCUUGUUGCUGUGAAGAGCCGAUUUGGAGCUCCUACUCAAGAUUUUGUGGAUGAGGCACGCUAUCUUUCAGCUAUCCAACAUCGGAAUAUCGUGACUCUGUUUGGAUAUUGCCAAGAGAACAACAUGCAGUUCCUCAUCUAUGAAUAUGUACCCAAUGGGAGCGUUUCCAGUCACUUGUAUGGGCUAGGUCAAGUAUCAGAUGGGCAGCUGGAAUUCAAGCAUAGACUUGCAAUCGCUAUAGGGGCAGCUAAAGGUCUUGCUUAUCUUCAUGCUCUGAGACCUCGAUUAGUGCAUAAGAACUUCAAGACUACAAAUGUGCUGGUGGAUGAGAAUUUCAUAGCCAAGGUAGCAGAUGCAGGGCUUCGUAAUUUCCUGGGAAGAGGAGGUGAGGGUGGAGCGGGCCCUUCUACACAAGUGGCAGUUGACGAGAUAUAUCUUGCUCCAGAGGUGAGGGAGUUCAGGCAAUUCUCGGAGAAGAGUGAUGUGUACAGUUUCGGUGUGUUUGUGGUGGAGUUGAUCAGUGGAAGGGAAGCAUCAGACCAGAACAUGGCAGAAUGGGUACAAAGCAGUGUCGAGGGAGGCAUCAGUAGCCGAAUGGUUGACGAGAGGCUGGGGAGCAGCUUCACGUCGGAAGGAAUGGAGGAGCUGAUGGGUUUGGCGAUUCGUUGUCUGGAAGGGUCAAGCGAGAGGCGGCCAGCAAUGAGCUACGUGGUGAUGGAGCUUGACCGGAUCCUGGAGAAAGAGAUGAAGGUCAGUACGGGGAUGGGGGAAGGUGUUGCCCCAACCGUGACUCUGGGUAGCCAGUUAUUCAGGCCUUCCCAAUAGAGAUCAAUGCAAUGCAUAUAGAAUCUGGGUUUUUUUCAGUGUGGGGAACAUAGGAUGGAGUGUGUGUAUUUAUUUUCCUUUCUCUGUGAUUAAAAAUUGUUUACUUCUUUAAAUUGAGAGGGUGGAUAAAGGAGUAGAUCAGAAAAGAGUACUGAGAGUAGCUGUUUGAUUAAUGGCAAGUGUAUAAAGAAGAGAAGAGGACAGCUGCUGGGUUCAUUGUUGUCAUUAAUAUUCUUUUUCAUCUUUUGGUGGUUUGGGGAAAAAGAGAGAAUUUAUAUGGAGGGGGAUGUGUUCAUUUGUUGUAAAAUCAAAUAAUCAAAUCAUUAUAAAUGCCAAUUCGAUUGUUAUUGUCAAUUGCUUGAGUCUCAGACUGUUGACUGGCUUUAUGUAUGAAUGAGAAAGAAAUC
Messenger RNA from Linum tenue, 2547 nucleotides. The record is from the annotation of a GenBank genome assembly. Lineage: Eukaryota; Viridiplantae; Streptophyta; Magnoliopsida; Malpighiales; Linaceae.